Molecule: messenger RNA, 755 nt
Organism: Culex quinquefasciatus (southern house mosquito)
Lineage: Eukaryota; Metazoa; Arthropoda; Insecta; Diptera; Culicidae
Gene: Cbp20
Product: nuclear cap-binding protein subunit 2
Exons: 2
Coding region: 136-618 (160 amino acids)
Biological process (GO): mRNA cis splicing, via spliceosome
Cellular component (GO): nuclear cap binding complex
Molecular function (GO): RNA cap binding
Source: RefSeq, a predicted model, not a curated record
UGACAGUUCAGACAAGCCACUAAAAAACUUCAGUCAGAAACGGUAAACAAACGCGGCUUGUCCGAUAAAAAUUUCCAAAAAAUCGUGUAAAUUUGGUCAAAUUCGCCAGAGUUUUGCUGUCCGAUCUCAGCGGAAAUGACAUCCGUGCACACUCCGUCGGUUGCGCUCAGCAAGUACCGGGACCAACAUUUUAAGGGCUCCCGACACGAGCAGGAACGCCUCCUGCGGAACUCGUCCACGCUGUACAUCGGUAACCUGAGCUUCUACACCACGGAGGAGCAAAUUCACGAGCUGUUUUCGCGCUGCGGCGACAUCCGGCGCAUCGUGAUGGGACUGGACAAGUUCAAGAAGACCCCGUGCGGCUUUUGCUUCGUGGAAUAUUACGCGCGGAUAGAUUCCGAGUACGCGAUGCGGUACAUCAACGGAACCCGGCUGGACGAUCGGAUCGUGCGUGUCGACUGGGACGCGGGCUUCGUCGAGGGACGGCAGUACGGACGGGGAAAAACGGGCGGACAGGUGCGCGACGAGUACCGCCAGGAUCACGAUCUGGGCCGCGGAGGCUACGGAAAGAUGGUCGCGAUGGGACAGCUUGGGGCGCCGAACAUGCGCGAAAGCUAAACGGGCAUUCGGGCACAGUAGUUGUGGUCAGGGAGGUUCGGAUUAUUUUCAAUUUAUAACGGUAUCAUAGACUUACGAUUAAAUGUAAAAUAUAUAAGAUUUUGAAUGAAAUAAACGAGGCACCUACUUGCUUUAAA